CAGCGGAAGUAGAGAAAUCACUGGGACGUAAAGAAACAAACACGUAAACACCAGCUGUGCGUAAACUGUAGUUUGUUUCUGCGCUUCGAGCUUCGUUGUUUCCGUCAUAUUUACGCAGUAAAGUAACGGAUUCCAGUUAAACACGCACGUAUUUCCCAGCGGACUGCGUCGUGUCAGUGUCGGUUCUUCUUAUUGUGCUUUUAAAAUACAGAGUUUAACAUUCACCUGCAGCGGAAACUGAAGACCAUGGCAGUCAAGCUACAGCGCCCCCAAGUGGCGGCGGUCUGUCUCCUCGCAAUGCACUACCUGGCCGGGGUACUCUCCAUCCCGGACCCCAGACAGAGGGAGGCCCUCAUCCAGCAGGAGGCCUCCAUGCAGACGGGUGGGCAGGUGGUGCUGAGCGAUGCUGAGCAGCGUGUGGACGCUCUGCUGCUUAACAUGAAGCAGAGGGAGGUUCUAAGAGCAGACUUCCCCCCCGCCAUGCACUUCUUCAAGGCCAGAGACCUCAUCAGGUCCAGUCCCAUCUUCAGCCUGCUGCAGAAGAUGCCUAAAGGGGGCGCUCUACACGUCCAUGACUUCUCCAUGGCUGAUCCAGUGUGGCUGGUGAAGAACGCAACCUAUCGGCCCCACUGCUACAUGUGCUUCACCGACAACCACUCCGUCAGGUUCAUCUUCUCAUCUCAGUUGCCCAAACCUCUGCCGCGCUGCUCCCCCUGGAACCUGCUGGAAAACCUCAGGGCCAAGACCAGCAACACCACAGACCUGGACGACAGCAUCCUGCAUAACCUGACGCUCUUCACGGAUCAGGAUCCAGAAAGUGUUUACCCCAGUCAGGAUGUGGUAUGGAACGUGUUUGAACAGUGCUUCUAUGCCCUGUGGGGUCUGGUCACGUAUGCUCCCGUCUUUAGAGACUAUUACUACCAAGGCCUGACUGAGUUCUACCUGGACAACGUCAUGUAUUUAGAACUACGGGCUUUACUCCCACAGAUAUAUGAACUGGACGGCAGCACUCACGACUCGGCCUGGACUCUGAAGACCUACCAGGACGUCACCAGACGGUUCACAGACGACCACCCAGACUUCUAUGGAGCGAGAAUCAUCUACACAAUCAGCAGGAGCGUGGAUGUAUCCACGAUGACUGGAGCUGUGGAGAUGGCCAUGAAGCUACAGAAAGACUUCCCAGACAUCAUGGCUGGUUUUGACCUGGUGGGCCGCGAGGACACAGGCCGACCGCUGUGGUUCUACAGAGAGGCCUUAUCACUGCCCGCAGAGAGGGGGGUCACGCUCCCUUUCUUUUUCCACGCUGGAGAGACGGACCUCGAGGGCACGGAGGUCGACCGGAACCUGCUGGAUGCUCUUUUGUUCAACACGUCUCGAAUCGGCCACGGAUUUGCUCUACCACGCCAUCCAGUGGCCAAAGACAUAUCCAGGAAGAGAGGAGUGGCUGUGGAAGUUUGCCCCAUCUCCAACCAGGUGCUGAUGUUGGUGAAUGAUUUGCGGAACCAUCCGGCGGCUGCUCUGAUGGCGGAGGGCCACCCGGUGGUCAUCAGUUCGGACGACCCGGCCAUGUUCGGUGCCUCCGGCCUCUCGUACGACUUCUACGAAGCUUUUGUGGGCUUCGGUGGGCUGAGCUCCCACCUGGGUUCCCUCAAACAGCUGGCAACCAACUCUAUUAGGUACAGUUCUUUGGCUCCAGAUCAACAGGAGAAAGCUUUGGCUCUGUGGCAGACGAAAUGGGAUAAGUUCAUCUCAGAAACUGUCUUUGAAGCGAGAAGGCCUUGAUGUCUUUAAAGCGUAUUUUAUUCAGUCAAAGGAAUGACUCUUACCUCAGGUGGACUACAAAUGGAAAGAUCAAUGUGAACACAGCCGGUUUGUGUCCAGAGCAAAAAUGUGACAUUUUAGCACGUUAGUUGGAAAAGCACAAAUAAUAUCAGAUAGGGAAAUGAUUUGGCCAGUGUGAAACAGGCUUGAGCUAUGUCUAUGUUUAGGGUUUAAUUCAGACUUUGCUUUUGUAUUUGCACUUUAAGAUUCAUGUUUGUGAUUGAGGUGCUAAAUACUGUUUGAUUUCUCUUUGCCAACAAAGCCCCCCCCCCCAAUCGCAGCUACAUCGCCUUUGAAUCGGCAGUUGUGUCGUGUGAACUUUGAAAUAGAGUGUGCUCGGUAGUUUGUUGAAAUGGGAUGUUUCUUUACUUGAGUAGUAUGUCGUUUUUAUUGAUCAUUUAUAUAUAUUUUUUAGCUGUCAUGGGUAUAUGAAAGGGUCUUGGCUUAUGUAAAAUGCCUCAGUCCCUUCCUCCCAAGGUACAGUGAGGAGUACAGGAGGGGGGGUUGUGUACUCGUUGGUAACUGGAGCUGUCAGCUGUGGUCGACUCUCAUGUUCCACUCAGGCUCAGAGGAAAAGAGUGUCUGUCCUACUCUUGGCUCGGGUACUUCUCCACUUCGUCCAUCAUCUGCUGCAGGUGUUGAACUUGAAGAAGCUCUCCAGGUCGCUUCCUCUUUCAAGGCCCGGUUUCCUUAGAAUGAGAGUUUAGAGACACAGUGAGACGGUGCACUCUGUGUGAAGUUUAAAGAUGAAGUGUUUUCUAAAUGUUACUGACUGUUGUCUGUGUAGUUCGGCCAGUUGGAGGUUGGUGCUCUCCAUGUGUUGACUCAUCUGCUUGCUCAGUUUCACCUGCUUCCUCUCUAAUAGCAGAGCAGAGCGAGCAGAGGCCAGGCGAACACGAUCGUGUUGCUCCUCCUCUCGCUUGUUCUCUAAUUCAGUCCUCUACAGACGAACAGAGAACAGACAUGAGACAGGUUCUUACAGGUUUUCUAAAUAAAUGAUCAAAAAGAG
Messenger RNA from Platichthys flesus (European flounder), 2830 nucleotides. It is a transcript of the gene ada2a, whose product is annotated as adenosine deaminase 2a. Bases 247 to 1782 code for a protein of 511 amino acids. The transcript is spliced from 10 exons. Gene Ontology annotation, molecular function: adenosine deaminase activity. The record is from RefSeq and is a predicted model, not a curated record. Gene Ontology annotation, biological process: adenosine catabolic process; inosine biosynthetic process. Lineage: Eukaryota; Metazoa; Chordata; Actinopteri; Pleuronectiformes; Pleuronectidae.